Lotus japonicus is the source of this 2209-nucleotide messenger RNA. Its product is annotated as protein NRT1/ PTR FAMILY 5.1-like. The coding region runs from base 47 to 1768 and encodes 573 amino acids. The transcript is spliced from 4 exons. Gene Ontology annotation, molecular function: tripeptide transmembrane transporter activity; dipeptide transmembrane transporter activity. NCBI's taxonomy places the organism in Eukaryota, Viridiplantae, Streptophyta, Magnoliopsida, Fabales, Fabaceae. The record is from RefSeq and is a predicted model, not a curated record. Gene Ontology annotation, biological process: transmembrane transport; dipeptide transport. Gene Ontology annotation, cellular component: membrane.
AGUGUGUACCUUGAUCUUCCAUCUCUGGCAUUGAAAAUUAGCUGAGAUGGAAGGAAAAGGUUACACUCUAGAUGGCACUGUGGAUCUUGCUGGACGGCCUGUGCUUUCUUCUCUAACUGGGAAGCAGAAAGCAUGCACUUACAUUCUUGUUUACCGUGUAUUGGAAAGAUUCGCCUACUAUGGGGUAGGAGCAAACUUAGUGAAUUUUAUGACAACCCAACUCAACAAAGACGUGGUAUCAUCAAUAACCAGUUUCAAUAACUGGAGUGGCUUGGCUACGUUGACCCCAAUUCUUGGUGCUUACAUAGCAGAUACUUACACUGGCCGCUUUUGGACAAUCACUUUUUCCUUGCUCAUAUAUGCCAUAGGUCUUGUGCUUCUGGUCCUGACAACUACACUAAAAAGCUUGAGACCAGCAUGUGAAAAUGGAAUUUGCAGAGAAGCAUCUAACUUACAAGUAGCAUUGUUCUACACAUCACUAUACACAAUAGCAGUUGGAAGUGGUGCUGUAAAACCCAACAUGUCAACUUUUGGUGCUGACCAAUUUGAUGAUUUCCGCCAUGAAGAAAAAGAGCAAAAAGUUUCAUUCUUCAAUUGGUGGGCAUUUAAUGGAGCCUGUGGCUCUCUAAUGGCAACUCUGUUUGUGGUGUACAUUCAAGAGAAAAAUGGAUGGGGUUUGGCCUACAGUUUAUCUGCUAUUGGUUUUCUACUUUCCUCUAUUAUCUUUUUUUGGGGUUCCCCAGUUUACAGGCAUAAAUCCAGACAGGCUAGGAGUCCUUCAAUGAACUUUAUCAGAGUCCCACUUGUUGCUUUCAGAAAUAGGAAACUCCAGCUUCCUUGUAACCCUUCAGAACUGCAUGAGUUUCAGUUGAACUAUUACAUUAGUAGUGGCGCAAGAAAAAUUCAUCACACUUCUCAUUUCAGUUUCUUAGACAGGGCAGCAAUAAGAGAAAGCAACACAGAUCUCUCAAAUCCCCCCUGCACAGUGACUCAAGUAGAGGGAACCAAGCUUGUCUUAGGCAUGUUCCAAAUAUGGUUACUGAUGCUAAUUCCCACCAACUGCUGGGCACUAGAAUCAACCAUUUUCGUCAGGCAAGGCACAACAAUGGACAGAACACUUGGCCCCAAGUUCCGUUUACCAGCAGCUUCACUCUGGUGCUUUAUAGUCCUCACCACCCUCAUCUGCCUCCCCAUCUACGACCAUUACUUCAUACCGUUCAUGCGCCGAAGAACCGGCAACCACAGAGGAAUCAAAUUGCUCCAGAGGGUCGGCAUCGGAAUGGCCAUCCAAGUCAUAGCCAUGGCAGUUACUUAUGCUGUAGAAACUCAAAGAAUGAGUGUCAUAAAGAAGCAUCACAUAGUUGGGCCUGAAGAAACAGUUCCUAUGAGCAUAUUCUGGUUAUUGCCUCAAAACAUUAUACUUGGUGUUUCAAACGCUUUCCUUGCCACUGGGAUGCUAGAGUUUUUCUAUGAUCAAUCUCCAGAGGAAAUGAAAGGCCUUGGCACAACAUUGUGCACGAGCUGUGUAGCUGCUGGGAGCUACAUUAACACCUUUCUAGUGACUAUGAUUGAUAAACUGAACUGGAUUGGGAACAACCUGAAUGACUCUCAUCUAGAUUACUAUUAUGCCUUUCUUUUUGUGAUAUCUGCUCUUAAUUUUGGUGUCUUUCUGUGGGUGUCAAGUGGGUACAUUUACAAGAAGGAAAAUACAAGCACAACUGAGGUGCAUGAUAUUGAGAUGAGCGCAGAGAAGACUGUGAAGUACUGAAUUAUUGUUUGGAAAUUGGAAUAGCUUUCAACAUAGGCAUCUUGUUAUAAGUAUCCAUCGACAUGUCCAAAAUGGAAACCGAGUUAGUAUGACUCUCUAGCCAUGAGUUUGUUGCUGAAGCUUAACUAAUGAUGUCUCAGAAACCUGAAUUUGUCUCACUCAAAAUGUACUUAAAUAAAUUUUUGGCCCAAAAUGGGAGGAUUAGAUUAGCUUAACUUCAAAAAAUAAAGGAACCUGAUGUUUUGGGUUUAAUGAAUCCUUUAAGGUAGACAAUCUUGUACGAGACAGGAACAUUCACAUUUUGUCGGGGCUAACUCUCCCAUCAACACUUGAUUGGCUCCAUAGAAAACAUUCAAGGAACAAAAUUGAAUGUAGUCUAAAUUAAAUUGAUUAAAUGUGCAAUUGAAAUAAUAAUUAUAAAGAUUACAUGUUUGUUAUACA